This is a messenger RNA of Corylus avellana, 591 nucleotides long. NCBI's taxonomy places the organism in Eukaryota, Viridiplantae, Streptophyta, Magnoliopsida, Fagales, Betulaceae. The record is from RefSeq and is a predicted model, not a curated record.
AUGGUAAAAGACAUCAAAGAUCUCAGCAAAGACAUGUUCGAGACAAUGUCUGAUGAAGCUGUUGCUGUCUAUUCCCCUGUUCCGCUGAAUCAUAUGAUAAGGGAGCCUGGAAGCUUGGAAUCUCUGCUCAAAGUGCUUAGAGACCUCAACCCAUGUGUCAUGGUGAUCAUAGAAGCUGAUGCAGAUCACAAUUCACCAGAUUUCUUUUGCCGUUUCAACGAUGCUCUCUUAUCCUGCACUGCAUAUUUCGAAUGCCUGGAAGUUUGCACGGAUGAGAGUGAUCCAAAUAGGCUGAGAAUGGAAGAUACAUACCUGAGCAAGCAGAUAAGCAACAUUGUUGCAAUGGAGGGUGAGGAGAGAAUUUUCUGGCGCUUGAAGAUUGAGGGUUGGAGGACAUUUUUUGGAGGAUUUGGUAUGGUGGAACAAGAGCUUAGCAUGUCAUCUUUGUAUCAGGCAGAGUUGAUGGUUAAAAACUUUGCUUGUGGGAGCUCUUGCACACUUGAAAGGAAUGGGAAUUGCCUUACUAUUGGGUGGAAAGGAAGGUCUUUUCUUUCUGUUUCGGCUUGGAGGUUCCACCAAGAACAAGCCUAG